AUGCUCCGCGGCGCGCCAGGACUAGGCCUCAGGGGCCUGAAGGGGGCCGAGAGCACUGUAGAGGACUUGGGGAACUCUUGCCCCGAGGCUGGGAGGGAUUUUGAGUUAUUGAAGGAGAACGGCGCCCCCUGCGCCUCCCUGGGGGAGGCUGAAGAGGCAACGGGCAGAAAGCGGGCGAGGCCGGUGCGGUCCAAGGCGCGACGCAUGGCAGCCAACGUGCGGGAGCGCAAACGCAUCCUGGACUACAACGAGGCCUUCAACGCACUGCGGCGGGCGCUGCGGCACGACCUAGGCGGCAAGAGGCUCUCCAAGAUCGCCACGCUGCGCAGGGCCAUCCACCGCAUCACCGCGCUCUCCCUUGUGCUGCGCGCCAGCCCCGCGCCUCGCUGGCCCUGCGGCCACCUCGAGUGUCACGGUCAGGCCAUACGUGCCGGGGAUGCUGGGGAAGCGGGCUUCAGCCCCCCACGGCCCGCGCCGCCGUCCGCAGGGCCCAGCCUUGAUCGCCGGGACGCCACCGGUCACUUCGUGCCGCCUGCCCCACGCUGCGUCUCGUGCGCCCCGCACACGCACCUGGGCCGGCCCAGGGCGGUGACGGAGGCUCCGGGUUCGGCGCAGGCUAAUGGAGGAAGCUGGCGCCGAUGUCCCGGGGCUGCCCUUGCUGGGCCGAUCCCCUGGCCGCGGGGCUACCUGCGAACGGCUCCUGGGCUGGGCCACCAGCACUCUUGA
Molecule: messenger RNA, 726 nt
Organism: Castor canadensis (American beaver)
Lineage: Eukaryota; Metazoa; Chordata; Mammalia; Rodentia; Castoridae
Gene: Bhlha9
Product: basic helix-loop-helix family member a9
Biological process (GO): regulation of transcription by RNA polymerase II; developmental process
Molecular function (GO): protein dimerization activity; DNA-binding transcription factor activity, RNA polymerase II-specific; RNA polymerase II transcription regulatory region sequence-specific DNA binding
Source: RefSeq, a predicted model, not a curated record